Chiroxiphia lanceolata (lance-tailed manakin) is the source of this 1247-nucleotide messenger RNA. RefSeq names its product killer cell lectin-like receptor subfamily F member 1. Lineage: Eukaryota; Metazoa; Chordata; Aves; Passeriformes; Pipridae. The transcript has 4 exons. The annotation marks the transcript as partial. The record is from RefSeq and is a predicted model, not a curated record.
ACGGAGCGAUACAUCUCCCCAUCCCUGGUGUGGUACCUCUGCCAGCCCCAGGGGCAGAGCCCCCCAGCCCCUGCUGGCUGCAAGUUGUGCCCCCAGGACUGGCAGCUCCGUGGGGAGAGAUGCUACUGGCUCUCCAAGGAAUCGGGGACCUGGACCCAGGGCAGGAAAAGCUGCAGAGAUCAGGACUCCGAGCUGGUGGUGCUCAAGAACGAGACAGAAAUGGAGAACGUCGAGAGUGUCACAGGCAGGAGCCUGUGGUCGGUGUGGGUCGGGUUGAGGUCACAGCAGAAGGAGUGGACGUGGGUGGACGACACCCCCUACGACCCCCAAAGGUUUGGGGACCUGUCGGACAAAGGGUGUGGGACCCUGAAAGGCAAGAGCUUAGAGGUUGAUGUCUGUGACAGUGACCACAAGUGGGUUUGCCAAAAAGCCCCUUUCCAGCUCUCCUCGCCCACAGCUGGGAAGUUGGGAUGAUGCCUCCACCUGACACACUCGGGCACGGACCUCGUGUGGCACAAAAAAAAAUUUUAUUACAAUUUUUUCAUGGUUUAUCCACCCCGUUACAUCAGCAGUAAAUUCCUGUUAGUGACUUUUCUCUAUAUCUACUUUUUAGUUAAGGAUUCUCUGCCCAGGAGAAAAAUACUCCCAAGAAAUUUCACACACACGCAGAUUUAUUAUCACAUCUGCAUUUAUCUUGCAAGUUCCCCUUAAGUUUCUCCCAGAGUCACAUAAUCUCAGUCCCUACACUUAAGUGUUAUUUUUAUGCUUUUAUACUACUGUAGAUAACAAUAAGCCAAGCGGCUCCAUCCCUGCUUUCCUUUGCAACCAAACUGUCCUAAAAUAAACACACAUAUUUCAACACCCGUCCCUUCAGUGUCUUCACUGUGAGGGCAGUUCUGUGAGGGCAGUUCUGUGAGGGCAGUUCUGUGAGGGCAGUUUUGUGAGGGCCGUUCUGUGAGGGCCGUUCUGGGAGGGCAACUCUGUGAUGGCGACUCUGUGAGGGCGAUUCUGUGAGGGCAGUUCUUUGAGGGCGACUCUGUGAGGGCGAUUCUGUGAGGGCGGUUCUGUGAGGGCAGUUCUGUGAGGGCAGCUCUGUGAGGGCAGCUCUGUGAGGGCGAUUCUAUGAGGGCGGUUCUUUGAGGGCGACUCUGUGAGGGCGGUUCUGUGAGGGCAGUUCUGUGAAGGCGACUCUGUGAGGGUGAUUCUGUGAGGGCAACUCUGUGAGGGCAGUUCUGUGAGGGCGACUC